Molecule: messenger RNA, 10552 nt
Organism: Caenorhabditis auriculariae
Lineage: Eukaryota; Metazoa; Nematoda; Chromadorea; Rhabditida; Rhabditidae
Source: the annotation of a GenBank genome assembly
AUGACGCGAAAGCGGAAAAACGUUGAGAACGGGGACGAGGGCGGGACGAUCCCGGGCUACGGAUACGUCGGCCCGAAAAACGAAGAUCCUCCGUUGGAAGACCAAUCCGAACAGUACGAACAGUGGAGGUCUCAACAGGAACGGAGGCCUUUCCCCAACAAAAAUCAUCGGCUUGGAGGAGCUCCAUAUGGAGAAAGGGCUUCUUGGAACGAGAAGGUGGGAAUUUUGAAGUUUUGGAAAAGUUUUUAGUGGCCGCUAUAGAGGCUCGCCAACGACACUAAAGUGGCCACUAAACCGACCUCUUAAGUGGUCACUAUUUUACGUUUGAGUGGCCACUUCAGUAGAUUUUUAUCCAGUAACUAUGAUAUUUUAAAAAAGAAACAGAUUGGACCAGUUUUGUUGAUCCACUGACCCCUAAAGAGGCCACUCAAAUUUUUAAGUGGUCUAGUAGUCCUUAGACCUCUAUAGUGGCCACUAGAUUGACUACUAUAGUGGCCAUUAAAACGUCAAAACCCUAUAGUGACGACUGAAAAUUCUCCCAAUUUCUCAACGGAAUUUAGGUAUUUUUUUAAUUGAAAAUCGAAAAAAAUCAUAUGUUUUUACCAUUGAUAAAAGGACCAGUUAUACGGAAUUUUUAUGAUUAUUUUACUUGUAGGAAAAAGAAAUAUUUUUUCUUUCUUCCCAACAUUUUCAUACUUUAAGUUGAUUCAAGCGGUUUAUAAAAAUCGAAUAAAUUCGCAAAAAUUAUUUUUUUUUUACCUUAAAAACUUCCUUUAAGGCCUUGAAAAACUGAAAAUAUUACUUCUAAUUGAUUUUUAACUGAUUUGUUGAAAAAUUUGAAUUGAAAAUCCACCGGCUCUGAGCUGAAACUUCUGAAGUUUCGGAAAGAAAUUUGGAUGGUUUUCGAUGAAAAUCGUGAAUAGCAGCAUUUUUUUAAAAGUUUUUUUACGACAUAAAAAAGCGACCAAACCGCCCAACUUUCCCAUGUCACUACCAUCAAGCUUUCAACAAUCUUAUAAGUUCCACCUGAAAAGCCAAAGUUGUGAUAUUCACGAACUUCCAGAAAUCCAACUUUGACCAGCGACAAGACUUCCAGCAGUUUGGCCGACAGGAGGAACGAAAAUACAGGGAAUUCCCCAAAGAAGUCGUCAGCUACCUGAGGAAGAUGGAGCAGCUCAAAAAAGAGCAGAAACUGGGUGAGGACUGGAAAAUGACAUGGGAGUGGAAAAAAUUUUGAAUUUGAAAAUCUCAUGAUUUUGAGGGACACGAGCCAAACAAAUUGAAAAUAGCUUUAAAAAAAAUAAUUUACGAAAUGAUUAGAAGGCUCCUUGGCAAGACCUGUGACACAUUUCAACAUUAUCUGAAAACGAUUUGGAUUUUUCGAAUUUUUAUGAGAAAAAUCUGAAAAUCAUCUCCGUUAUGCCACAAUAAAGACGAAUUUUCCUUUUGAAAACUGUUUUGACGUCAUCGGUUCAGAAGACGUGAUGUUGGAGACGUGCGCCCGAGAAAUCGCCGGAAUGGAAACGCAGCUUCUGGAGUUCCGCGAAGCGUGUACCGUGGUUCGUUUUGAACUCUUCUUUUUUUGAAAAAAAUAAUCGCAGCUUAAAUUCAUUUAAAAACGUGUUUGAAUUUCAUUUCCUGAAUAUUCGUCGAAAUUAUUCCGAAACAUCCAUCUUUUUUUAAAGAACUGCUUUUUGAACUAUUCGAUUACAUGGCAUAAGUUUAUUUUUUUAAUCAACUGUUUAAAAAAAGUGAAAGUUCAUUUGAAAAAAAUUGAAGAAUUUGGUUUAUAAAUUGUGUUUAUUCAAUUCCUAGAGUGGACAUGAAACACAGGUUUUGUCCUAAAAAGGGAGCACAAAAAAAAAAUCGAAAAAAUAGAUUUUGAAACGUUUUCAAACUUCUUUUUUGUUUGCUGGUCGGAUGUUAGAGAAACUUCAUAUCAAGAAUGUUUAUAAAGAAGAUCUUCUGGGGUUGUGAAAAAAGGAACUCAAAUGACUUUUCCUAACAUUUUUGGAGGUUUUAGAGGAACUUUUCAGCUUCUUCUAGGGAUCCUCAAAGGAAACUUCCCGUCUUGCAUAUAAAUAAAAUACCUUGCCAGGUGGAGAACGUGUUCGGAAGCAGCGCCAGCGGAGCCGUCCUUUUCCUGUCGGCUCUGACGAGACUGAAACACAAGCAACUGCUCGAGUUGCUCUUCACUGGAACCUCCGCCAGAACCGUCGAAAAAUUGAUAUUUUGUAUGCAUCCUGUGGCUAGUAUCGAACAUGUUCAGGUAAAGUUUGACGUAUCUUAAAAAAAAUAGGGACUUCUAAUGUCUAUGCAGAAAAAUUGAUAGUUUCUUCUAAAUAGAUGUGAAAAUUCACUUCCAAAGUCGGAAGUGCGGAAAACAGGUGCAAAAAGUAAGUGACUGCAAAGUAGUCGCUAAAAGGGUUCCGUUUCGCGGCCUUUUUUGAGCCUUUCUUUCUUGAUGAGCUGAAAAGCCUUAAAAGAAGGGAGAAAUAAAAUGCCGCAAGAAGGGUGAAGAAAGAGUGAGGGUGCAAAAAGACUCUGAAAGUCUCCGCUAUAGAUGAUUCCCGUUUUUUUUUUACUGUUGCUUAUUUUGGUUCAUACACAGUCGCUGAUAAAGAUUGUUCUCAAUCAAAAGAUUGUAUUUCUUGAAAGGGUCCAAAAAGGGUGGAUAAAGGCUAAUGAAAGGGCGGAAAAGGCAGUAAAAAGGAAACUCUUGCCACCCGUUUAGGAACAAUUAAUGGAAACCUUCAUAGGCAAAGUCGGAAGAACCCUCCACGGGCCCUUUGAGCGUCCGUUACGGAUCCGUCUGUUUCCAUUAAUUGUUCCUAAACGGGUGUCAAAGGUUUCUUUUUUACUGCCUUUUUCCGUCCUUUCAUCGGCCUUCGUCCAGCCUUUUUGGACCCUUUUGAGAAAUACAAUUUUUUUUUAAAAUUAGGAAUAAUUUUUACAAGGGGCUGUGUAUAAACCGAAAUGUGCUAGGGUAAUAAAAUCGGAAAUCAUCAAUAGCAGAGACUGUCAGAACCUUUUUGCACCCUCACUCUUCCUUCCCCCUUGUUGCGGCCUCUCCCUUUUUUCGCCUUUUUAUGACUCUUUUCAGCCCACAAAGAAAGAAAGGCUCAGUAGAGGUCGUAAAAAGGACCCUUUUAGCGGCCAUUUUGCAGUCACUCCCUUUUUGCACCCGUUUUCCGCACUUCCGACUUUGGCAGUGUUUUGCACCCAUAACGGCAUAGGCAAAGUCGGAAAGACCCUCCGAGGGUCCAUAAAGGACCAUAGAAAUGUUCCUUUUAGGGUGAGGAAGGCUCUCUUUUUGCUGCCUUUUUGCACCGUUUUCUCAGCCCUUAUGCACCAUUUUUGCUGCCUCUCCCUUUCUCCACCAUUUCUCGAGCCUUUAAAAUUGCAGAAAAAUGGAAGGCUCGAUAAAGGGAGUCUCUUUGCUGCCUCUUUGCUGCCUUUUUGCUGCCUGUUUGUGGCCUUUUUUGAACCUCUCCCUUUUGGCAGCCAUUAUCCACCAUUCCGACUUUGCCCGAGGGACCCUAAAAGGGUGUUUUUGACUUUGUCUAUGUUGUAUCAAUAAAUAUCAAGAAAAGAUCAAAUCCAGGUGAUUGCCAAGUUCGCGGAUCUGCUCUGCGACAACUGGAAAGACACGAUCUUCGACCAAUCGGCGUCCUUCGUCAUGCGCUGUAUCGUCCGCGUCGUUUCCGGCCUGGGUCCCCGGAAGAAUGCGGUUUUCCUCGAAUCAAAUAAAGAAUAAAGGAGUUUUCUCGUUUUCAGACGUUAGGAUUUAUGUUAGAGGAGGCCGAAUUCACGAAUAAUGAGGUGAAGGCCGAGCUGAAGUCGAUCUACGAGAAGAUCGCCCAGCUCGCCUUCGAUUUUAAGUUGAACUCGGGUUGGUUUUUUUGUUGGAUAAUCUUGGAAAAUGGGAGAUUUAUAACGUGAAUUUUUUUGAAGAGGGGGAGGGAAGUUGAGUAAGUAAAAAAAGAGUAUAUUUACGAAAAAGAAAUUUGAGAAUUUUCAAAAUUCUAUAAAUUUGAUCAGUUUUGUCAUUUCUUAACAGUUUUUUUCAUAGUUUUUGUGGUACUGGAUUUUUCUAAUUUUGACCUCAAAAAUGAUUAAAAUUGCUUUUUUUCCUCACAUCUUUUUAAUUUUAUUCAAAAAAAUUAAUUUUGAGAGGGUUUUUUUCAAUCUUUUUUUCAUAAAGAUUUUGCCAGGAAAAUUUAGAAGAUUUUUUUAAAGUUUUUCUUUUUCGUUUUUUUCUUGCAAUUUUCAGUUCGACCAAUAACCAUUAAUUUAGGAAAUUUCAUUUUUAUUAUUUUUUUGUUUUGUAAUAUUUUUGAAUCAUCAAAUUUCAAUAAUUUCAUUUGUUUAGUAUUGUCCCAUAACGUGGCUUGGUUUUUGAUAAUUUAGAAAUUUUUGGUUUUUUGAGCUCGUAGCUCUGAUUCCUGUUUCUACUCAGGGAUCAUAAAGUUUCAACUUUUUUGUUUUGUUAUUCGACGUUUCAGUUGGGAGGUAUACUGGAAAAGUCGGCCAGUUCGGUCGGUUUGGUAAACUAGGCCACGCCGCAAUUUUGCUCCAUGAAAAACGAAUUUCCGACUUUUUUUUUCCUUUCUUUUAUCAGUUUUCUAGGAUAUAAGACACAUGCUCCUCACUUCGAACCAAACCGUUCCUUAUUUAUAAUUGUUUCCCUAGGUAUAGUCUGUUCAGAUUUUGAAUGUCAAGAAGCUAACUCCGCCCCUGCCGAGACGGUACCCUUUCGCGUCGAUGUUUCAUCGCGCGGGACUAAUUUUGAUCUUUUUCAAUCUAAAAGAUAGAAAAAGAAGUCAAAAAAGCAGCCUUAUUAAAGGUCCAUUGGCAUAUGUAGCUAAAACAUUGACGCGAAAGAUAUUAUAGCCUUGGGGGUGAAGUUAGCUGCUUGACAUUCAAAAUCUGAACAGACUAUAAUGUUUUACCUUUUGUUGGAGGUAAUUUUGUUUCUUGCCUUUUCUUUGUUUUCUAUUUUACACAUUAUCUCAUUUUUCGAUUGCUUAUGAUUUUUAAUUUCGCUCGUUUGGUUAUAUGUAGUUCUUGGUAUCCAAAAAAUAAAUAAGAAUUUUCAAAAAUUGAAUCAGUUUAUAAUUUUAAAUGUAGUAACCAUCGUAUUUUGCUCGCGUGAAAGAUACAGUUGAAUGAAAAAAAUAUAAAACCUUCUUAGUAAAGUUUAAAAAGAAAGAAAAAAAUUCAGAAAAGAAAAAAACAGUUCGAAAUUUUAAGUGUUCCAUGGAGCAAUAUUGCGGCGUGGCCUUGUUUUCCAAACUGACCGACCGACUUUUCCAGCAUGCCCGAUUGCGAUCCAUAUGAUGCCGUGUUAUUCCGCGAAAUCCAAAACAUAUAUCCGUCAGAGAAAGAAUAAGACAAUUGAAUUUUGGAGGGGCAGAGAUAAGAAUAUCGGCUUUCGCGAAAAUCACAUUGAACAUGAUGAUUUGAAUAGAAUUCAGAAAAUUAUUUAUUCAAUUCAAUCAUUUUUUAAAAGUAAUUUUCGACUUUUGCAGGCGAGGAGAACGAAAUGAUGGUUUCUUUCGUUCUUCAAGGAGUCGCCAAUGCCGAGGCGAACUGGAAAAGCGGCCGUGUCGAUGAAUAUGUCCAGAAUAUCGUCUCCAAAGAACAUGCUGGUUUGGAGUUUGCUGUAGAAAAAAAUAUAAAGAUGGAAUUUUUUUGGUUUAAGAAUGGUGCCGUCGCUGUCCUAAAAAUGUCGCGAUUUGCGUUUUUAUUUAUAUACAGUAGCGAGAAUGGGAGAGGCAACAAACGGCUUUUUAACGAUAUCUCCGCUGAAAUUGAUUGGUUUGAGCUGAAAUUUCGCAGGAUUGUAUUAAUCAGAGUGACCAAAAAGGAAGUAUGGAAGGGAAUCCCACGAAACGACCUUGAUGAACUCAUCGACUUCCUGGCACGUCGAUGUCAGGCGGUUCUUGAUGAAAAUGGUCACGCAACAAAAUAUUAACUCUAUUUCUCAGAUUUUUAAAUAAAAAUGUAUUUUGCUCAUCAUAUAUUUCUUUCUACGCAUGUUUAUUGUUGUACAGCAGUUUUUCGAUUUCAUGAAUUUUUUUGAAAAACGUUUUUCUCAGCCUUGUCUUCGAGUAGGAUGACUAUUUUUUUCGCAAUAUCGUUGGUCACUCUGAUUAAUACAAUCCUGCAAAAUUUCAGCUCAAACCAAUCAAUUUCAGCGGAGUUGUCGUUAAAAAACCGUUUGUUGCCUCACCCAUUCUCGCUACUGUAGAUGAAAAUUCAGAGUUCAAUAAAGAGGCUAAAGGAAGGAAAAGAAGAAAUGAAAGCUCAGAUUCAAAAAGCUUUUAUAGAAUUCAAUUAUGAUCCACAUUGCUCAUGUUGUUUUUCAAAGGGUCGAUGCAAAUUUUUCUACCUCGUUAUUUUUUUAAUUUGGUUCAGAAAUUGUGGUGCGAAAAGAAAAUUUGUAUGAAUCAUUAAAAAAUCGCCCAAAUUUUGAGGAUGUGUUGGAGAAUUAUGGACGCUCUAUAACGGAAAAAGAAUAUUAGGAUGUAAAUAUUUAUUGCGAAAUAGUUUUUAAAAGAAGGUACAGAGAAAGAAUAUUUAUUAAAUCUAUAACGAAUUCAUCAGUUUAUUGAGAACCAGGUAGCAUUGUUAAUGUAUUUUUUUCAGCCGAAUCGAUCCAGAAACUGUGGUGCGGGAAGAACAGCUCCCGGUUCUGGGAGUGCAUCGUGGCGGUGUGUCGGGAAGAAACGCGGUCCGCCAUCUGGAUGGCCUCCCUCGCCGACAACUUCCAUUUCUAUUGCACCCACGAGUUCGCCAACUUCCCCCUCCAGCACUUCAUGAUCAACGCCACGUCUUUUGAAUUGGUCAUUUUUCGAAAAAUGAUACGAAAAAGUCAUAGGAAAAAUGGAAAAGUUCCUUCUAGGGCCUUUAGAAGGAGCUUAAAAGGUCCCUUUCAAAGGCCUUAAAUUUAUGGAAAAUGAUUUAUUGAGCUCCCUUUUCAUAGCUUCCAAGAAUCCUUUUUUAAUAUCCUGUAGCCUUUUUUAGGUUAUUUUGAGCAAUUUUUUUAUCAGAAGAAGUGAAAAAUAUCUUUUGGGGGACCCUUAGAAAUUCUUUUUUUGAAAGAAUCUUCUGAGAAACAUUCAAAAAGAGCCUCAAGGGUUCCCGCCACUUUUUCUACGGUUAAAAAAAUCAAAAGUUGAACAUAAUUUACUCCAGGCCAACGAGAUAGCCGACGGAAUCUUUGGACAAAUCCCCGAACUCCUGGCCAACCAUCGGGAAGGCGUCGUCCGGGCUGCCCUCCAUUGUGUGGCGCGUCAUGAAUCCCUUCAGGAGCCCAUUUUGAAACAGCUUCGCACGGUUUUCAGGGCUAAUAAGGUGAAUAAAGGGGAUAAAUUUGUUGCAAAAUUCACUUCAAGAAAAUGCUAAUUGAAGUUUUGGGGCGAGAUGAAGCGGCAUUUGUGUGAAAAAAAUCAAGUGAGCGUUUAAAAAAAGUUAUUAUGAGUUUUAAGUGCUCCAAGGUCAAGGCCAAACAAGCAUGAUUUUUUCAAAAAGGCCCGUUUUAAAAACAGAACAAGUUUUUUUUGCUCCAAAGUACCGUUUUGCUCAUUUUUAAGCUGCUUUUUUGUCUGUGAAGCUCAAAAUUAUUGGAUUAUUCUUCAUAUGGAGACUGGAAUUUCCAGCUUUGAGUUUUCGUUUUUUCAUGUUAUACUGGGAAGUAUUUUAGUGGCCACUAUAGGGUUUUGAUGUUUUAGUGGCCACUAUAGAGGUCUAAGUGCUACUACUAGACCACUAAAAGUUUUAGUGGCCAAUUUAGGGGUCAAAGGAUCAACAUAACUAGUCCAACCUGUUUGUUUCGAAAUUAUCAGAGUUACUGGAAGGAAUACUGGAUGAAAAACUACUGUAGUGACCACUAAAACGGGAAAUAGUGGUCACUGUAGAGGUGGGUUUAGUGGCCACUUUAGUGUCCUCUCCAAGUAGUCCUUGCGAGCCUCUACAGUGGCCGCUAAACAUUUUCCCAGAGCGAUUAAUUAAAAACUGAUGAUUUGUGAAGUCAGUCUCAAAAAAAAAGAAGGAACAUACAAAUCAUAGAAGCCGUUAGAAUUUUGUAUUGCAGGUCUCUAAUAAAACCUCGUUUCUGUACAACGUCCUGACGAAUAAUCGGUACGACGGAGAGGUUUUCGACGUCGAAAAGAGUACUUUACAGGUUCUUGAAUUGAUUUGAUAGCAAAUCAAGAAAUUUUUAAUGUUCAGGGAAGUCUAUUGUUGGCCUUGCUUCUGAGGUUCACGAAAACGAAGACUUUGAGCGCCUGUAUCGAUAUUAUUCCGCCGGAGACGGUCAGGGAAAUGGUAAUUUCUUUUUAUUUAUUCAAAAUACGUUUAGAGAAUCUCGUCUGAAAGUUGAGAAAAUUUUCUAAAAAUGUUUAUUGAUGGUUUUUUGGUUUUGCUAGAAUUUUCUAGGUUUCUAAAAUCGCUUUCCUCAACAUUCUAGGUCCCUAAAUUUAAAUAGAAAAUUUCGAGCUUUUUUUAGUGGUCUGGCGUUUUUUGUUUAAGAAAAAGGAGAAAAAUAGCAUGAAGAGUGAAUUUUUGGGGAUUUCUUUGAAAUUUCAAACUCAUAUUCUUUCUUGAGCUCAUUGAGGUUUUUUUGGAACCUUCCAAAUUUUUAAAUCGGUGAAAUGGGUAAUUCAAAGUAUUUUUUAUCAGCGUAGCGUUUUUUUCGAGUUCAAAGUUGAGAAAAAGAGAAGCAUAACUGGCUUCUGAAGACUUUUUUGUGUCAAUUAUAAAAUUUAAAAGUUUAGAACGGGCUGAUAAAAGCAAAUUUUACCGAUUUAUUUGUAAUUUUUUUGCAAAAUGGUUUUUUAUUGAAAGAAUGGUGAAUUUUUAUUUUUUUGGUUUUUGUGCUUUCGCUAAUAUUCAAUGAAAAGAUCUAAUAUUUUUGAUAUUACGUUGGUUUUUUUCAAAUAAAGGGUUUUUAAUAGUUUGUGAAUAUUUUUCAGAUAAAGCCUUAUUUUAAAGUUUCAAAUUGCGUUGAUGAAAUAAUUAAGAGAUCUUCACUUUGAUAUCAAAUUUUUCUUUUUGAUGAAUUUAAAAAAAUGUUUCAGCUCACAGUUUCUCGCAAAGGUUAAAGAGAACGUUUCAAUUUCUUUUCAUUAAUUAAAACUGAAUGUUUUUCUCUAUUUUUUUCUCUAUUUUUGUAGGCCACCAACAAGACGGCGAAUCACGUGAUUCAGGAGAUUUUCCUGAGCAAAACGCUGGAUUCCGAGACGAAAACUAAAGUUGCCGAUUCACUUCAGGUAUUUAUGCGGAGAAAAGGACGAUUGGAUAAUUUUAGAAUGGUCUAGGAGGACUGGGAAUCGGUUAUCAACACAACUUAUGGAAGUUUCGUGUUCGAGAAAGUUUGGGAAUGGUACGAAGUCCGGAAGAAAAUCGAAGUGAUGCAGAAGCUUUCCCAGGCUAAGGUAAUCAUCAUAGGGAAAAUCUCCAGUGGGCACUUAAGGGAUUCCAAAAGGACUACUUGGGAAGGACUCUAAAGUGGUCACUAAAACCCCUACUAUAGGAAAUUUAGUAUGUCCAGAAGGUCUUUGAAGGUCUUAGAAAACUCUAGUGGCUACUUAAGUGGUUCCUCAAGGAGCAUUGGGAGAGGACACUAAAGUGGCCACUAAACCCACCUCUAUAGUGGCCACUAUUUUCCGUUUUGGUGGCCACUUCAGUAGUUUUUCAUCCAGUGUUCCUUCCAGUAACUCUGAUAAUUUUAAAACAAACAGAUUGGACCAGUUAUGUUGAUUCAUUGACCCCUAAAGUAGCCACUAAAAUUUUCAGUGGUUUAGUAGUAGCACUUCGACCUCUAUAGUGACCACUAAUUUUCAACCCCUUAAGUGGCCUCUCAUUUGACUACUAUAGUGGUCACUGGAACGUCAAAACCCUAUAGUGGCCAUUAGAAUUUUACCCAGUCAGUUCAUAACUUUGUUAAGAAUGGUAUAGUGGUCCCUAGAGAGGCUAGAGAAAAAAAAAUCAGGCGUUAAAGUAGCCCCUGGAGGGUUUAAAUUGAGUGGUCCCUAUAGGGGUCUAGGGUCUGACCUUUAAGCCCCUGAAGUUUAAGUGUACCUUAUAGUGGUUUUUUUGUUUUUGUUCAUAAGAUGAAAGGGAUAAAUACGUAUCUGAUAAUACUCGAUCGUUUUCUUGAUAUGUUUUUUUAUUCAAAAAACGCUAAUUUAUUCAUUUUUUUGCAUGGAAAUGUUUCUCCUUGGUGAGUUGAAAUUUAAAAAAAUGAGAAAUUAUUCCCUAGAGUGGCCCCUUGCAAUCUUUGGUGCCCCUUAUAGAGAUAAUGUGGCCUUUAAAAGGGCAACCUUCAAAUGCCUCUUUGGAUUUCUGGCAAAAAGGGUCCUUUUUUCGAAAUUUGGCGAUUUUUAACUGAAAUUUUCGAUUUUCCCAAAUUUUUUCAACUUUUUCAUAUUUUUUUUCCCUGUAGGGCUCGACAAAGUUCUUCAAAUUCGCCAUGUUGAAAUGCGACCUGCAGCUGUUCCGCAAGAAUCGCGUCGAAUGGAUCAAUAAAUGGAAGAAAAAGAAAUGA